Messenger RNA from Epinephelus moara (kelp grouper), 3245 nucleotides. Its product is annotated as formin-binding protein 1-like. Gene Ontology annotation, biological process: signal transduction. Bases 264 to 2156 code for a protein of 630 amino acids. The transcript is spliced from 18 exons. Gene Ontology annotation, molecular function: protein binding. The record is from RefSeq and is a predicted model, not a curated record. NCBI's taxonomy places the organism in Eukaryota, Metazoa, Chordata, Actinopteri, Perciformes, Serranidae.
ACACACACACACAAUCACAAUCUCAGCAUCUCUUCACUGAUGACAAAGGGUCCUCCAGGGAGACGCGCCGCGCGUGACCGCGUCCUCUGCUCUCGUGCUGCUGCAGACAGAAACACAGACAGACGGACAGGAGGACAGACAGCCGGUGUUUGUCGGUGAGGAUGCGCGCGGAGAGCAGCAGCAGCAGCAGCUUGCGGUGAUCAUAGGAUCGGUACCGAGAGGCGGAGCAGCCGCAGCUGAGCGCGAGGAGCAGACCGGACACCAUGAGCUGCAAUUGGGGCACCGAGCUGUGGGAUCAAUUCGAUAACUUGGAGAAACACACCAGUUGGGGAAUUGACUUCUUGGAGAGAUACAGCAAGUUUGUUAAAGAGAGGGCCGACAUCGAGCUGAGCUACGCCAAACAGAUCAGGAGUCUGUCUAAGAAGUACCACCCUAAGAGGAGCAGAGAGGACGAGAGCAGGUACACCUGGUGUUUGGCGUUCGCAGCGACGCUCCGUCAGCUGAACGAACUUGCUGUUCAGAGAGAAGAACUCGCUGAAAACCUGAACACACAGAUCGUCUGUGAGCUGACACGCUACACACAGGAAGUGAAGACCGAGAGGAAGACUCAUUUCCAAGAUGGCCGCCGCGCCCAGCAGCACAUCGAAAGCUCCUGGAAACAGCUGGAGUCUAGUAAACGUCGGUUUGAGCGUGACUGUAAGGAGGCGGAGCGAGCUCAACAGAUCUCUGACAGAAUUGACCUGGACAACAAGACUGACGGAGAGAAGCGCUGCUCACUGAAGGCUCGUCAGACGGCUCAGCAAAAAAAACAAGCUGCUGAAGAGUCCAGGAAAGAAUAUGUGACCAGUUUAAACCAGUUUAACCAGGACCAGCAUCAGCACUACCACACUCUGGUACCAGUUAUAUACCAGCGUAUCCAGGACAUGGAGGAGCGGCGGAUUGAGAGGAUCUGUGAAGCGAUGCGUUCGUCAGCGGAGGCUGAGAGGAAAGUUCUUCCUGUUGUGAGUCGCUGUCUGGACGUCAUGAUGGACGCUGCUGAGAGCAUCCAGCCCAGGAUGGACACCCAGCAGGUAGUGGAGGUGUACAAAUCAGGCUUCGACCCUCCAGGUGACGUUGAGUUUGAGGACUACAGCGCCACCAUGAGGCGAAGCAUCUCUGAAUCCAGUUACCUCGACAAUCGAACUGAGGGGCGGAGACACAGCAGGAAGCUAUGGCCCUUCAUCCGAAAAAACAAGCUGCUGACCCUCCUGUCCUCACCUCGCCAGCCUCCCCCUCCACCCCCAACUUCACCUUCACCUGGAGGCAUGGCCAACAGUCCCCAGUCCCCGCCCCCUGCCUCAAGAGAACCAAUCACACAGCGACUGAAUGACCUCAUGACCUCCGGCUCCAGAACCAGAAAGCAGUGUCUGCGCAGCCUGAAAAGAGGGCUGUCACUCAAACUGGGCUCCAGUCCUGCAGACUGCAGUCACCUCCCUCCUGAACAGAGACGAAAGAAACUUCAGACCAGAAUCAACAACAUCAACCAGGAGAUUCAGAGGGAGAAGGAGCAGAGAGACGCUCUCCUGAAGAUGAGGGAGGUGUACGAACGAAGUCCUCAGAUGGGCGAUGCUGGCAGUUUGGAACCUCGACUGGAGGAAGUGAAACAGAGUCUGCAGAGACUGGACGACGAGCUGAGGAGGAACCAGGCAUGGCUUUCGGAGGCAGAUAGCAGACUGUCUGACCACGGCGGUCGAAGACAAAGUGGAGGUUGUGGGUUAAAUUCUCAGGCGACGACGCCCGGCAGCAGCAGCCUGAAACAGCUGGACAACCGCAGCCCUGCCAGCAGAGAGAGUCCUGACGGCAGCUACACUGAGGACCACAGUGCAGAGCUUCAAUUCAAGUCUCGUAGUUCGGAGUUUGAUGACGACUUUGAUGAUGAAGAACCGUUACCGAGUAUUGGCACCUGCAAGUCCCUUUACCCGUUCCAAGGUCAGAACGAAGGUACUCUGUCAAUGGUGGAGGGGGAACUACUUUCUGUGGUGGAAGAGGACAAAGGUGAUGGUUGGACCAGAGUGCGGAGGAACCUGGAGGAGGAGGGAUACGUCCCCACCUCCUACAUCAAAGUCUUCCUGGACAGCAGUGCCAAAGGCUUUGUGCAGAGUAGUCGGCUAGUCUAGCACAGUAAUCGACCAGUGAGGACGUCUCGCCACAGGAAGUGAUGUAAAGGAAAAGGUUCUGAGGAAGUCGGGUAACAGCUUCUCAUUGGACAGUUUAACUCUUCCGAUAUCUCAGCCAGUCAGAUGACAGACUGCUGUCAAUACACGAUGAAAGAGAUGUUCUGCCAGUGACUGACUGAGAUCAGAUAUUAGACAGGUCCCAAACACAGAUCAUGUGUCAGAUCAGACAUUAGACAGGUCCCAAAUACAAACUGUGUCAGAUGAGAUAUUAGACAGGUCCCAGUCAUUAUCAGACAGUUAUCUCAGUUGAAAUCUGAAAGAAUCCACAUUAACGACCAGUUUAAUUUUCAGUGAAGAAAAUAAAUUAAAAUAAAUGUAUUAAAUUUUAUUUCAUGUUUCAGCCAGAGAUGAUUCUUUAAUUUUUUUGUGCUUUAAUUUUUUUUUUAUCUCAUUCAAUUUUUGUUGUUGUAAUUUAUCACUUCAAAUGUUUCUCUGACAAUCUGACCUGAGAUCAGUUUAAUGUCACAGACCUGAGAUCAGUUUAACGUGUCACAGACCUGAGAUCACUUUAACGUGUCACAGACCUGAGAUCAGUUUAAUGUGUCACAGACUGACCUGAGAUCAGUUUAAUGUGUCACAGACCUGAGAUGAAUGUUUUUGUGACCAAAAACAAAAUGGCGGACACUCCUUUCUGUAGAGAGAGACUGAAAUAAAGAAACUGAACAUCUAGUUUUGUCAAUGCAGUGAUAUCACAGGGUGUGUCCCCACAUGGUGACAUCACUGUGACACUGCUGUGAGGUCAUGUGACUGUGUGAAGUUUUCAAAGUGUAAAUAUGAACCGUAGCUGCACAGGUGUAGCCCCAACCCCUGUUUACCUGCUGAUAUUAGCCCCACCCCCAGAUUAACUUGUGUGUAUUAGCCCUGCCCCCGCUUGUUGAUCGAUGAUCGUUAUUGAUUGUGUGAAAUGUGAAACUUUUUUAUUUCAUAGUGAGAACUUGAUCAGUUAUUGAUUUUUUUAUUGAGACGUGAGACUGCUGAUCACGCUCUUUCCAACUUCCUGUAUGUUAAACUUUCAAAAUAAAGUACAAU